AUGACAAAUUAUUCGAAUUUUAACCGUAAUUUUGAAGAUACAUUGAAUAAAAUUUUAGCCGAUUUGGAUAAUCAUGAUUUUAUACAGUCAGCUCCAAUUCAUUCGAAUAUACAAUUGAAUAUUCCAAUUCAAAAUCCAAGUUUUACUAAUUUGAAGAUUAAAAUUGACCAUUUCUUUGAAAAAUAUCCGACAAUUGUUAAUGAUAUAAUGAAUUACUUUUACGAUGAUUUUAUGAUGUAUGCUGUCAAACGAACAUUUGAUCCAUCAUUUACUAGUUAUGAGAUCACUCGAACAAAUGAAUUAUUUAAUAGUUUUUUCAUUAAACAAGAAAAAAAUAUCAAAAUUAUCUUUGAUCAUUUUUUUGAUAAUGUUAAACCACUUAUCUUGAAAAAAAAAUUUUCACAUUCAAGAUCGUUAUAUCAAUUGAUCAAUUCAGUUCCACAAUUUGUAGUACGUGAAGCAUUUAUAAAUUAUUUGAAAAAAUCAGGAACAUCAAUUUUAACAUCAUUUAUGUAUCCAAAUCAGUCGAAUUCAGUUCAAGAUCAAGAUAAUAGUUCGUCUAUACGAUCAUCAUCAUCAAAACAUUCGUUUUCAUACGAAUAUAGAUGUUUUCUAUUAUUAGUCUUUUUUCUCUUACUAUUUAUUAUAUUUGGUUUCAAAAUGUUUCAUUUAAUAUUCUAUUAUUUCAUAGGACUAAUAUGUACUCUAUUUGCUUUAUAUAUCGUUGUGGAUUUCUAA
Rotaria sp. Silwood2 is the source of this 738-nucleotide messenger RNA. Lineage: Eukaryota; Metazoa; Rotifera; Eurotatoria; Philodinida; Philodinidae. The record is from the annotation of a GenBank genome assembly.